Drosophila hydei is the source of this 1613-nucleotide messenger RNA. RefSeq names its product very-long-chain 3-oxoacyl-CoA reductase (gene spidey). The record is from RefSeq and is a predicted model, not a curated record. Gene Ontology annotation, cellular component: endoplasmic reticulum. The coding region runs from base 436 to 1398 and encodes 320 amino acids. The transcript is spliced from 6 exons. Lineage: Eukaryota; Metazoa; Arthropoda; Insecta; Diptera; Drosophilidae. Gene Ontology annotation, molecular function: oxidoreductase activity.
UGUCGAAAUUCGGCCAGAAAACAAACAUAGACAGACAACAUCAAAAUCACAGUUUAGCGCGCCUAAGGAAUAAUCGUCAUCGAUUGGAAACGUGCGCGAAACUGCUUUGAAUAUCAAGCAGCCACGCAGUAAAUUUAAUGCCAGACAUUCAGUGAAUUUAUAAAAUUCAAUUGACGAACUCUGCCGGAGAGGGCAGAACAAAGCAGCACGGCGCGCGUAGCUUAUAGUAACCCAUCAUAUACACAGCAACGCAGGCAGCGCUGCUUAUCGCGGCAGCAAAUCGACUGAGCUUCCUCCACCCAGCGACUGUUUUCAGGCAGCAAACGGAGUCCGCGACGACAGCAACACAGCAAGCGCAGCGGCUGUUCUUCCUCUUCUACUACUACUAUAAUUUCUAAUUUUGUUUAUUGGAAACUUUAAAAACUUAGAAUUGAAAUGGAGGAGCAUUCGCGUGUUUUAAGCAUUUUGGGCGGCAUUGCCAUGAGCAUUGUCGGCUUUCAGAUCUGCCGUAAAGUCUUGCCCUGGAUUUAUGCAAAUGUGGUGGGCCCCAGGCUGUGCGGCUCCUCGGUGAAUCUGGCCGAGAUGGGCGAAUGGGCAGUUGUCACCGGCUCCACGGAUGGUAUAGGCAAGGCCUACGCCAGGGAGUUGGCGCGAAAGGGCUUAAAAUUGGUAUUGAUUUCACGAUCCUUGGACAAACUGAAAACUGUCGCCAAGAAAAUUGGCGAUGAGUUCGACGUCGAGGUGCGCGUCAUCAAUGUCGAUUUUACCAGCGGCGUGGAUAUCUAUGAGAAGAUACGUACACAGACAGCUGGUCUGGAUGUGGGUGUCCUGGUGAACAAUGUGGGCAUCAGCUAUAGCUAUCCCGAGUACUUUUUGGACUGCUACAAUGCGGAUCCGAAGUUUCUGUGCAACAUUGUUGCAGCGAACAUACAUUCCGUGACCCACAUGACUGCCAUUUUCAUGCCAGGCAUGGUGCAGAAGCGCAAGGGUGUGAUUAUCAAUUUAUCUUCUACAGCAGGUGUAAUACCCAAUCCCUUGCUCAGCGUCUACAGCGCCACAAAGGCCUUUGUGAACAAGUUCAGUGAUGAUCUGCAGACUGAGUAUAAAACGGAUGGUAUCAUAAUACAGAGUGUCCAACCUGGAUUUGUGGCCACCAACAUGUCGAAGAUAAGUAAGGCGAGCGUGUUUGCGCCCACGCCAGAAACGUAUGUAAAAUCUGCUUUGGCGACACUUGGCAUUGCCACACAAACUGCUGGAUAUUUACCCCACGCACUGCUUCAACUGGUCAUACAUUUUACAGAGGCUGUUUUCGGUGAUCAGUUUGCUAGAAACGAAGUUCUUAAAAAUAUUUUAGGUACACGGAAGCGAGCUUUGCGUCGCCUCGCUAAGGAGCGAUAGAAGCAAUUCAUUUCCAAAUAAUCAUAUCCAAAAAAGAAAAACCAAAAACAAAAAGCAAACUUAAAUGCCAUUACGAAUCUACAAAUGGUUAAUUGGGUUAAGGAUGGGGGAAAAACAGAAAGGACUCGAGACACUCGGGGAGGGAAGGCAUACAAAUAAAUGAAAAAUUAUGCCUGCCAUAUGUGCCGCCAUUUAUAUAUAGACAUAUAUAUAUU